Messenger RNA from Drosophila albomicans, 1526 nucleotides. It is a transcript of the gene Cdk9, whose product is annotated as cyclin-dependent kinase 9. The record is from RefSeq and is a predicted model, not a curated record. The coding region runs from base 138 to 1349 and encodes 403 amino acids. Gene Ontology annotation, biological process: protein phosphorylation. Lineage: Eukaryota; Metazoa; Arthropoda; Insecta; Diptera; Drosophilidae. Gene Ontology annotation, cellular component: nucleus. Gene Ontology annotation, molecular function: cyclin-dependent protein serine/threonine kinase activity; ATP binding. The transcript is spliced from 4 exons.
AAAAUACGGCGCUGCAGCCACCAGUUGUUACUUUGUUUUCUGACGUCUCCGCGUGUGAACUGAUAAACAGUGUUACAAUUUGUGAAAUUCACGAAACUAAUUAAUUUAUUCGUAUAUUGUUAGUAAAUAUUACAACAAUGUCACAUAUGUCGCAUAUGCUACCGCAGGCAUCGACGCCAUCGGGCGUUUCGUCGGGCAGUUCAUCGCGCACCAUGUCAUUAAUGGAGAAACAAAAGUACAUCGAGGAUUAUGAUUUUCCUUACUGUGAUGAGAGUAGCAAAUACGAGAAAGUCGCUAAAAUAGGUCAAGGCACAUUCGGCGAGGUGUUCAAGGCACGCGAAAAGAAGAGCAACAAAAAGUUUGUGGCCAUGAAAAAGGUGCUCAUGGACAAUGAAAAAGAAGGCUUUCCCAUUACAGCGCUGCGCGAAAUACGCAUCUUGCAGUUGCUAAAGCACGAGAACGUCGUUAAUCUCAUUGAGAUUUGUCGCACCAAGGCAACUGUACACAAUGGCUACAGGUCAACCUUCUACCUGGUCUUCGAUUUCUGCGAGCACGAUUUGGCAGGUCUGCUGUCAAAUAUGAACGUCAAGUUUAGUCUGGGUGAGAUUAAAAAGGUCAUGCAGCAACUGCUCAACGGUCUUUAUUACAUACACAGCAAUAAGAUUCUUCACCGCGAUAUGAAGGCCGCGAAUGUGCUGAUCACAAAGCAUGGCAUCUUAAAACUUGCAGAUUUUGGUUUGGCUCGUGCAUUUAGUAUUCCCAAAAAUGAUUGCAAAAAUCGUUAUACAAAUCGAGUGGUCACUUUGUGGUAUCGUCCACCAGAGUUACUGCUUGGUGAUCGUAACUAUGGCCCUCCAGUGGAUAUGUGGGGAGCUGGAUGUAUUAUGGCUGAGAUGUGGACUCGUUCACCCAUCAUGCAGGGCAAUACGGAGCAACAGCAGUUGACAUUCAUCUCUCAACUGUGUGGCUCAUUUACGCCUGAUGUUUGGCCCGGGGUCGAGGAAUUGGAACUGUACAAAUCUAUUGAAUUGCCAAAGAAUCAAAAGCGACGUGUCAAGGAGCGACUGCGUCCAUAUGUUAAGGAUCCUACUGGUUGCGAUUUGCUAGACAAAUUGCUAACACUGGAUCCAAAGAAACGAAUUGAUGCUGAUACUGCCCUAAAUCAUGAUUUCUUUUGGACUGAUCCCAUGCCCAGCGAUCUGAGCAAGAUGUUGUCACAGCAUCUGCAGAGUAUGUUCGAGUACUUGGCUCAGCCGCGUCGCAGCAAUCAGAUGCGUAAUUAUCAUCAGCAGUUGACAACCAUGAAUCAAAAGCCACAAGAUAAUAGCAUGAUUGAUAGAGUCUGGUAGAUAUAAGCCUACGUGUAUUCUUAUGUUUAAGUUAGGUAAGGGCAUAUACUAUUGGGACUGACUGUAUAUGCAGUAGUUUAGUUUAUAAAUCGUUUUGUAUUUGUAUUCUAAGUUGUUGGACCAUGCCAUGCAUGGAACAUCAAACAUUUCCAUCAUAAACAAUAAAAAUCUCGUUUA